GAUAAGAACACCAGGGCUGGAUCAGGUCCGAGUCCAGAGUUCAGAGAAUCUAAUAAAACCAGUGUUUACCGGCUGAUACUAAUGUCACACACUUCUGGAGGAGUGUGUUCCUGUGUUUCCUUUCCAUUUACACACACACACACACACACACACACACACACACACACACUCAUCCAGGUGAGACCGCAGACAGGUGUGGCUGCGACCCUGGCUGGACAGUCACUGUAGAAGGAGCAGGAACGGGAGUGUGUGACUGAUGUUCUGAUCUUCUGAUGUUCUGAUGGGUCGUGUCGAGUCUGGUAAUGGAGAAGAUCUGGAGGAGAAGAAGAUCUGGGCCUCUGUUACGUUACUGUCUCUCAGCUCUUCUUUCAUGUCUUAUCUGUCUGAGACUUUCAUCAGCUGACGAUCUCGCGCCUGAAGAUCCUCCUGCGGCUGAAAGCAUGUUCAGAAGCUGUGCCCAGAGCGCUCUGCAGCACACAUUUGGUCCUCUGUCUGCACCAUACGCUUCUCGAAUUGGCUCUCACAGCAUCACCCUGAAUUGGACGCCUCUGAACUGUUCUGAUGUGAUCUACAUUCCCCAGUGGACCGGACCCAGACAGGCUGGAGUGUGGACACAAAACGAGAAUGUUACAGAGGCUUGGUACACGGUGGAGAAUCUGCAGCCAUUCUCACUGUAUAAGUUCAGGAUCUGGGCCGUGAUCUCAGAGACGCAGAUCUGUUCCCCAGAGAGCCCCCUGUACAGAACCGAGUCAUACGGAUUGCCCUCCAGUCCUGUUAUUGAGAGUGUUGGGAGUGACAGUGGGGAGAGUGUGGAGGUCAGCUGGUCAGCUCCAGAGAGUCCAGGAGGAAUCAUACUGGGCUACAACCUUAAUCUAACAGCGGAGACACACAGCCUCACUGAAGCCACAGGGGGAAACGUCUUCUUCACUACCUUCUACCCAACACUGUACAACAGCUCCUACAGACUCUCCAUCGCUGCUGUGAAUCGUGAAGGUCAGGGAGCGGUGGCUGAAGCUAAUGUAACCACACCACCUCGACUGGAACAGAGCGGAGGCCACUGGGUCUUCGCAUCCAGGCUGAAUUCACUGAGGAGACACGAGGUGCAGGCAGAUUUUUUCACUGCAGCGGAUUGCCUGCCAGACAAACUGAUAGAGGGCAACAUCACAGGAGUGUCUGUGUAUCAGGAAGCAGACCUGGUCUAUUUUUCGGAGGGAAAUCGUAUUUGGGAAAAGGGAGCAGGAAAUCUGACCAAUGACUCGGACCUGAGAUUGGUCCACUCGGCCGGGGCAGAAAUCACCGCCCUGUCUGUAGACUGGCUCUACAGGACUCUGUACUACAGUAUCUCCAGUGGCCAGGUCUUCUACUGUAAACUAGAUAACUGCUCCUCUGCGCUGGACUUUAACCUCUCUUUACCUGCUGCUCCGAGAAGACUGAUAGCAGAUCCAUAUAACGGGUGGCUCUUCUUGCUCCUGCCGGAUGGAAUCCACCGCGUAUCUCUUCCAGAAGUGUUUGGACACACAGAUAACCUCACUCUCGUGGUGAAGACGGACUCUGUGAGUGACUUUGUGGUCAGUUUCCCCAAUAAGAGGCUGGUGUUUUACAGCAGAUCAGACCGCAGACUCUCGGCCGUGUCUCUGGAUGGUCUGCUGCUCGUCACUCUGCAUUCUCAGAUCGACCACGAUGCUCAGAGCCUGGCGUACGAGGACGGGCUGCUGGUGCUGACGGAUUCAGAGAAAGUGUAUAAAGCCAUGGGAAAGGGGGAGGUGCCCGCUUUCAUGGAGUUCUCUAUGGACUGUGAUAUAUUUGAGCCCAGUUAUGGAGGAUUUGGCAACCUCUGCUUUUCUGGACCUUUCUCCCAGCUGUACCCGCUGCCCAGACGGCCCAGAGGCCUGCAGGUUCUGUUCGGAUCGGAUAGAGCUAGUGUCCUCUGGAGCAAACCAGAAACUGCUAACGGAUCAAGUCCCUCAGCCUGGCAGGACUGGACGUACUGUGUGAGGUGUUUGGUUAAUGGAUCAGUGUUUAAGGACAUCAGCAACAUAACAGAAACACACACCACUAUUCCACACCUACAGAGUAGCCAACACUAUUCCAUCAGUGUGUGGGCCAGUUCUCCUGAAGGACACUCUCAAACUGUGGAGUUUGAGGGAACAACACUGCAGGCAGUGGAUGAUUCUCCAUACAUAGUUGCUGCAUCCCAUAAAGGCCUUUGGAAGCAGGAGCUGGAUAGUUUCAUCUUCCAUCAGGACCUGGACUCUCGUGUAAAAGAAGUGAAAGAUAUGGACUGGUAUAAUGGAACAAUCUUCUGGACCAGCAGUUCAGGAGACAUUAGCUGGAUGGAGCUGGAUGAGCACUCUCCGGAUCCUAACGUGUUUAUAGUUCCUGAGAGUAUGAAGGCGGACGCUGUGGCGUUUGACUGGCUGGGUCAAUAUUUAUACUGGAGCUGCAACACCAGUAUGAUCUGCAGGGGAUUAAAGUCUGGGAUGGAUGCUGAAGUGUUUCUGACGGCUAAGCAGAAAGUUGAGAGUCUGCUUUUAGACUCACCUAAUGCUGCCAUCUACUGGAGCACUGAGACCACCGUGGAGGUGUGCCGGCUGGACGGGGAGAACCGGCAGCUCCUCAAAGAGCUGAGUGUCUUCUCUGGGAGAAAGAUUGCUGGAAUUGCUGCAGAUCUAGCUGAGAGGAAUCUGUACUGGCUGGAACAGGACGGCUCCUAUAUACACCUUUACAGAGCGGAUAUCAGCAGUGAGGGAUCUCAGGACUCCAGAGUGACGCUGUUUCUGAGGUGGAGCUCCUCUCAGGUGUUGAAUCAGCAGCUGGCGUACUACAGCGGGCGGUUGCUGUGGCUGGGGGAUGAUGGGGAGUUGAGGAUUCAGGAGGUGGAUCAGAACAGAACCGUGUUCAUGUCUCCCAAUAACACCCUGACAGCGUUUACUCUACUGCAGCCAACACUCAAACCUCUGCCAGAUGGAUUUGUGUCUCCUCCUCUGGUGAUCCCACCAGCAGUUCCAUGGCCGUCUAUCCGCUUGGAAGGAAAUCACACAGUGUUUAAAGUCCUGUGGGAGCCCAGCAGUGUGGAGUUCGGCACAGUGAUGUACUGUGUAGUUUCUACUGAUAUACAGCCUUACCAUCCAGAAAUACAAAAGAUUUACUCUACGAGAUACUGUCUCCCAUUCAACACCUUCCCUGAACCUGUUAUACAAGUGACAAAAUUCAAACCCAGCAGCAGUUUUAAUAUCACCAUAACUCCAUUUACACUGUGGGGCAGAGGAGUCUCCACAUCUCGUCUGCUCCUCACACCAGGACCAGAUCCUCCUGCAGAAGAUAAUAAGCAGUUGAUCAUACUGAGCGCUGUUAUAAGUGUUCUUGCAGCCGUUAUCAUCAUCGUUGGAGUGUUUAUUUUCUCCAGAAGACGCAGAAGAAAGGCAGAUGAGAUGAACAGCCAGACCAGUUUGUUCCACCAGGAUAAAGAACUGGAAAAUAUCAGGGGAUUAGUGGGACUGGGAAACGCCUGCUACGCUGUCAGUGCGCUGCCGGUCCAUAAGGAGGUGGAGUCUCUGCCGGUGUUUCGGCGGGAGGGUCUGAAGCUGCUGAAGCUUCUGGGCAGUGGAGCUUUCGGGGAGGUUUAUGAGGGAGUCGCCGCUAGAGGGCAGAGCGGUGACGCCACACCUGACCAAAGAGUCGCUGUAAAGACGUUGCGUAAACACGCCGCUGAACAGGAGAAAAUCGAGUUUCUGAAAGAGGCUCAUUUAAUGAGUCAGUUUAAUCACUCGAACAUCCUGCGGCUGCUGGGUGUGUGUGUGCUGAACGAACCACAUUACAUCAUCCUGGAGCUGAUGGAGGGGGGGGACCUGCGCUCAUAUCUGAUUGGAGCUCGGCCCUCCAACAACCGGGGUCAGCUUCUGGACCUGACCGGCCUUCUGGACAUCAGUUUAGAUGUGGCCAAAGGAUGUGCUUAUCUGGAGAAGCUCCAUUUCAUCCACAGGGAUCUUGCUGCGAGGAACUGUCUGGUUUCAGUGAGGGGAUACGCUGAUCCUGAGCGGGUGGUGAAGAUCGGAGAUUUCGGUUUGGCUCGGGAUGUUUAUAAGAGCGAUUACUACAGGAAGAGAGGGGAGGGUCUCCUGCCCGUCCGCUGGAUGCCCCCCGAGAGUCUGACCGACGGCAUCUUUAAUAAGCACUCGGACGUGUGGGCGUUUGGUGUGCUCCUGUGGGAGAUCAUGACAUUAGGGAAGCAGCCGUAUCCUGCUUUCUCCAACCAGGAGGUUCUACACCACGUUAAUGUAGGAGGACGACUGCCUGCUCCUGCUGAGUGUCCUCAGAGUCUUUAUGACGUGAUGUUGGCGUGUUGGAGGAAGCAGCCCAGAGAGAGGCCGAGUUUCCGCUGCCUUCACACCACUGUGCUCAAACUCAGAGAGACUGAAACCUUCAGCCGGGGAGGGAAAACCGGCCACAUGAACGACGCCUACACAGAGGACGAGGAAGAAGAGGAGGAGGAAGAGUGUAGAGGUGAGGAUGCAGACGAGGGUUUGGGAUCAGGACUGACUCAUGUUCUCAGCAAUGAAGGCCUCAACUACCUGAUGUAUCGAGCUGAUCAGGCAGAAAACACAAACAGCAGCAGCAGCAGCAACAGCAGUCCCACAGAUUACUUCUCUACUACAGAGGACAGAUGAAAAAAGGAUAAAAGGACUGACCAAAUAUAUAUUUAGCCUGUAAAUAAUGAAAAGCUUUGUUUAAUACUGGACUUUUUGACCCUCAAACACUUUUUAAAGAGAAUUGAACAUGCCACACGCUCCCUAAGUAUGUAUUUGUGCCUAUCGAAUGUUUUCUAAAAUGAAUUAAACAUGUCAGACACUCCCUAACAUUUUCUCUUCAUAUGGGAUGCACUCUAAAGUGAGCUGAACAAAUCAUACACUCCCAAAAAUAUGUUUUUGUGCUUAUCAGAUGUUUUCAAAUGUAUGUUAAACAUCAGACGCUCCCUAAAGUAAUGUUUUAGGAAUAUUGUUUGUUGUUUAAUGUUUUUGUGCCUAUUUCAUGUUUUCUCUGCAUGUAUACUAAAGUAAAUACCUACGAUAUGUUUUCGUGCAUAUUGAAUGCUUUCUAAAGCAAGUUGAACAUGUCAGACACUCCCUAUGGUAAAUAUGUGUUUUUCACUGUCAUGCUUUCUAAAAUAAGAUGUUUAACACUACCUAAAAUGUUUUUUUAAGUAAAAUAUUCUUUCCAAAGUCAUAUGAACAUGUCAGACCAAGAUAUAAGUGUAAUUUAGAACAAUCAAAGAAUGUAUAAAGAUGUAAUUAUGAUAUUUUUUUAAUAAAAUGUGGACACCCAUGUUUAAAUAUAUUUUCAUUUAUAUGUCAGAAAUGUUUUAAAAUGUUAAAAUGUUUUUUUUUAUAUAUUUCUAUCAUACAUUUAAUUUAGUGAGUUGAAUAUAACAGAUACUCCCUAAUAUAUAUUUUGUUCCUAUUUUCCUAUUUGCUUUCAAAAGUGAUUUGCACAUUUCUGAUACUCUUAAAAGUAAAUAGUUUUAACUGUCAGAUGCUUUCUAACAUGUCAGACGCUCCCUAAGCUUGGUUUUCCUACCAGUCAGAUGCUUUCCUAGCUGACUUAUACAUGCCAGACCCUCCCUAAACUGUAUGGCUUAGUACCAGUCAGACGCUCCCUAAACUGUGUUUUUUUCUGUCAGUCAGAUGCUUUCUAAACUGACUUGAACAUGUCAGGCGCUCCCUAAACUGUCUGUUAGUUUGUACUAGUCUGCAGUGACGCAAAUCUGAUUUUUUGCUCAAUGUGGCUCAGAUCAGAUUUUUUUAUAGCUGUGUGAACGCAUUUUUUUUUUUUUCAAAUCAGAAUUGAUUCACUUUGGCUACUGUGGUAGGCCCCUGGGGUUAGGGGCGUGACCACUGUGACCCGGAAGGAGGAAGCUCACAGAGAUACACAGACACGGGGAUUAAAUGAACUCAAAUCAUACCUUUUAUUUGCUUUUAACGCCCUCCACCACACCCAGAAUAACUCAAUUAAACAUAGCUACCGCCCAGUGGGGCUCUAGAGUCUGUAGAGUUACGUAGUUUACUUUUACAUGCUACAUACGAGUCCGUGCAGCCUCAGCCCUCAGCUCCCCAGUGUAAGAGUUCUUCCCAAAUGAUGGCGGAGGCUGAGUAUAUAUGCCUGUCUCAACUGGCGGCUCAAUCAGCCCUCAUGCGGGCCAGCUGAGACAGGCAUGGCUUUGCGCUCUGGCGUGGGGCGGACCCACAACUCCCCCGCCUCCUCACGCCACACUACGUUUAUAUUACAAGUCACAUUUUGUGAAAUAUAUUUUUUUCCUAUAAGCAUAUAUAAGCGAUAUAAGCGUAAUGCAGGGCACUCAAAGAAUGUAUAAACAUGUAAUUAUUAUAUUUUUGUAAUAAAAGUGUGGACACUCA
Molecule: messenger RNA, 6410 nt
Organism: Astyanax mexicanus (Mexican tetra)
Lineage: Eukaryota; Metazoa; Chordata; Actinopteri; Characiformes; Acestrorhamphidae
Gene: ros1
Product: c-ros oncogene 1, receptor tyrosine kinase
Exons: 28
Coding region: 303-4667 (1454 amino acids)
Biological process (GO): positive regulation of kinase activity; regulation of TOR signaling; protein phosphorylation
Cellular component (GO): signaling receptor complex; membrane
Molecular function (GO): ATP binding; protein binding; transmembrane receptor protein tyrosine kinase activity
Source: RefSeq, a predicted model, not a curated record